AUGGCCACGGCCACGACCGGCUCCGGCUCCGGCUCCCCCGAGCCCGGCUCCUCGGCGCCCCCCGACCUGGAGGCGGUGCCGCUGGUGGCGCUGAACUUCUCGGUGCGGCGGCGGCUCGGGCUCUACCUCAACCCGCGCGCCCCGGUGGCCGCCGACUGGACGGCGCUGGCCGAGGAGCUGGGCUACGAGUACCUGGAGAUCAAGCACCUGGAGGCGCAGCCCGACCCCACCGCCCGCCUGCUGGAGGACUGGCAGGGCCGCUGCCCCGGCGGCGCCACCGUGGGCCGCCUGCUGGCGCUGCUGCGGGCCCUGGGCCGCCACGACAUCCUGGCCGACCUGGGCGGCCGCAUCGAGGAGGACUGUAAGAAGUACCUACAGAGGAAAGAGCAGCCUGUUCAGGUGCCAGCAGUAGACAGCAGUGUCCGGAAGACAUUAGAGAUGUCCGGCAUCACUACCAGAGAUGAUCCUUAUGGGAACACACCAGAGCUGUUUGAUGCCUUCAUCUGUUACUGUCAAAAAGACAUUCACUUUGUCCAAGAGAUGAUCAGAGAGCUGGAACAAACGGAGUUCAAGCUGAAGCUGUGUGUGUUUGAUCGGGAUGUUUUGCCAGGAUCGUGUGUGUGGUCCAUAACUAGCGAGCUUAUAGAGAGACGAUGUAGGAAGAUGGUGGUGGUUAUUUCAGAUGAUUACCUAGACAGCAAUGAAUGUGAUUUCCAGACCAAAUUUGCUCUUAGCCUUUCCCCAGGUGCUCGCCAGAAACGGCUGAUUCCAGUCAAGUGCAAAUCCAUGAAGAACGAGUUUCCAAGCAUCUUGAGGUUCAUUACAGUCUGUGACUACACUAAUCCCUGCACCAAAAAAUGGUUCUGGAUAAGACUGGCAAAAUCCCUCAUGCUUCCAUGAGGCAAAGCUACGUGAGCCAGGUGCCUUUUGAUCCAGCACAGCUGUGCCUUAAGGAAAAAAAGAAACUUAACUUCUAGGUGUCGUUUAUACCGUCUUUCAACACGCCAGAACUUUGAUCCUUGCAAUAUUGUGCCUGGGGCCUCCAACAGACACACAAGGGUUAUCUGAAGGGGGGCUUAAUUGCAUUAAAUGGGGAGUUAAUUAGAGUACAGUGGCCACAAUGCACUUCUCCAGGUGGGUAACUUUAAAUGACAAAAGCCACAAACCAUAGAUGUUGUACACAAAUUAUAUAUGGUUUUAAACACCGUUACGUGGCUCCCAUAAUGGUACCUGGGCAUUGUCAGGAGAAUUGUUUCUCUCUUUAAUCCUUGGUGAAAUCUGAUGGCUGGUUGCUGACCUGUGUGAAAUGAGUUCGGAGGUCUCAGUGUGGUUCCUAGUGGACAAAUACUAUGAAAAUCAUUGAUACUGGCAUCCUGCUUGGUAGAGAGGCCAAGGAUUGAACUACCCUUUUGUUCCCUAGAGGCUACCCCUCCAGAUCCGGGUUGUAGCACAAUGGAAGGGCAGUUUCCAUUGUACCUGCUCUCUAGCUAUACGGAGGACUUCAGUCUCCAGGACUCUCUUGUAUUUAAUAAGCAUCAAAUUUACUUAAACAAUGUUUAAGUA
Chelonoidis abingdonii (Abingdon island giant tortoise) is the source of this 1563-nucleotide messenger RNA. It is a transcript of the gene MYD88, whose product is annotated as MYD88 innate immune signal transduction adaptor. Gene Ontology annotation, cellular component: plasma membrane. Lineage: Eukaryota; Metazoa; Chordata; Testudines; Testudinidae. Gene Ontology annotation, molecular function: Toll-like receptor binding; TIR domain binding. The record is from RefSeq and is a predicted model, not a curated record. Gene Ontology annotation, biological process: toll-like receptor 4 signaling pathway; positive regulation of canonical NF-kappaB signal transduction; Toll signaling pathway.